GAAAUACACAAGCUGACUCUUGUUCGCUCUUCCACAGAUGAGCAUUCAUCACAUCAGUGAGAGUACACCUGCUUCACUUUGCCAACAUUUUUCAACACUGUUACAUCUGAACCGUUACACAGUUGAAGAGAAAAGAUGUUUCUACAGUCUCCUUCACAUCACUGAUGACUGCAAUACAGGACUUUAUUGCCGGGUGCUGUGUGGAUUACAAUACCGCUCCAGAGGCCAAGAAUGGAUAUAAGCAAUAUGGGUCCGAUUCUUUUCUUCCUGAUUAUCUAUAUAAACUGUGUGUCAGGAAUGGAAGUCCCUAAGCCUGCAGACCUGAGGGUAGAUAUUGUGGAUGGGGAGGUAAUCGCAAUUUGGAAACAUCCUGUGGGCGCCCCUCCAAACUCCCACUACAAUGUACAAAUGGGAAAGUACAGUGGUGACUGGUAUGAGGUGACCAGCUGCAAAGAGACCACAAACACCAACUGUGACCUUACCGACCUUAUAGAUAACUAUGGCACUCGCUACAAGGUCAAAGUCCAGCUGGUCGAACAAGGUCACGUGUCUGCGUGGACAGUGAAAAAUUUUCUCCCAAAUACAAGUAAUUUGCGGCCUCCCUCCUUCACUUUGUGGGCUACAUCCAGCACUCUGACAGUUUAUGUUCACCAAAAAGCCAUUCUGAAAGAACUCUUUCCUUUUGGGGUCACCUACACCAUCUACCUGGAGGACAGAGGACAAGAUAAUAAGACUACCACAGCAUACGUGGAAGAUGAUGAGGAGGAGGAUCAGAGAAGUAAGACUUUCAAAUCUCUCCACUGGGGGAGAGAGUACUGUGUCAGCAUCAAGGUAGAGGGCAAUGGAGCCCUCUCUUCUAGCAGCAUGUCCCAUAAACAGUGUCUGCAACUACCAGAGCAAGAAUGGUUCAUCAUUGCUGUAUCAUCCCUAUCUAUUCUGGGUGUGCUGACCCUCUUUGCUUUCAUGGCAAGCAUCCUCCUAUGUUACCUGAGGCUUCCAGGGAAAACACCUACUGCAUUGAAAUCUCCUGUAAGUGGCUGGCUUCCGCUCUCGGUUGGAGAAGGGACUAUAGAGGUUGUUACAGACAAAGGAUGGUUCCUGUCCAGUAACAAAACAGAACUGAAGAGCUGUUUUAAAGUGCCAGUGACCCAUAUUACGGUAACAGAGGACAAUGAAGAGGAAGACAGGAGGACAAGCAUGGACAGUGGGGUCGGCAUGGAGUCCAACUCUGCUACAAAGAGUGGAGGAAGCCCCCCAGUAAGACAAGAGGACAGUGGCUGUGGGAGCUUGGGAGGCACAGAGAGCUCGACUAGCAGUCAGACAGAUUACCCCCUGCAGGAAGAGAGGACUGAUACUGACACAGUUAGGAAGAGGGAGGAUAGUGGGCUGGGCUGCCAGCUUCAUUCUUCUUCCAUGAAUCUGGAUGGACAGGACAGUGGAUCUCUAAAGCAGGCUGUUGUUGGGGGUAACUAUCGCACCCAGAGCCCCGCUGCUGUGCAGAUUAAUGUCUCUGAUGAUGAGGAGUUUAAACAGAUGCUCCCCAAUCCCGUUUUGGCCGAGGUGGUCACUGGCUACAGGGCUGGGCCUCAAUCGUGUAUCUGCUCAGGAGCAGGUCAGUGCACUUGGUGCCAUAAACAAGGCUUAUCUGGAACAGGAGCUAUCAAAGAAUACAGAUCUGUGUGUAUUGACAAUAGACUAUUGAGUGGCAAAUGGGACUUUGUGGACUCCUACAAAGGUGUGCUUACAUUUCCAAGUUAUUCCAAAACAACACAAAUGGACAUGAUGGAUGACUUAGAAACAACUUUGAUACAACUGGGGGACACAUUCCCUCUACUAACAGGUUUAACACCACUGCCCCUAGUGGAGGGAGAACAGGACUUCAAUAUGAACAAUGUGUCACUCUCUCUCUGUGAUGUACAGCUGACAACUGACUGAAUGCUAUUUUUUGAAUCAUGCUGACGUAACCCUGACCGUAAUCUCAGACGAGAGCUAUAUUGAAAGAAUACAGUCCUUUCUCCCAUAAAACACUGCUGGAAACAUGCAACAGAAGCACAAGUUAGUAUUUGGGGAGUAGAAAUGCUCUGAAAGGGGGAAACUGUAGGGGAAAAGAGAGCAAGCAACAGGUUGUUAUUGAACAUAGGAAGGAAAUAGAGGUUAGACCACACAGCUGCUGAAUGAUAGCUGUUGGUCGAAGUCUCAGGAGGUUCUACAGCGGGAGAAUAUAAAGCCAAAGACCAUAUUCAACCCUGCCUCACUGGGUGUACUUUUAACUUACUAAAAUGCAGUAAGCCGGAAGUGAAACUGGUGUGGGGAGCAAUGCGUAGAAACGGUUUGACAGUUACGUGCUUUUGGACAUUUUGUCAUUUUUCCAUGCCUCUCAUCUUUGCUAACAAUGGUACCCCAUGUCAGUAAUUCACCUGUAAAGUUUCUGAAAAGUUUUUAUUUUUGUGAUAUUCUGAUAUUAAGUGGUGUCAAACAAAGGCAGAAUUAAGGAACAAAUAUUUCUAGUCUUAUUUUCAAUGAUAUUUGGUUACAGAUUCUUUUUAAUGUUCUCGUUGCGAGUGACAUGGCCUAUGUUUAAAAUAUUUAUAAAAUACUAAGAAAUAAAAACUAUUUAUUGUGUACUACUGUGAAUAAGUGACUGCUCAUGCUACAUGUGAUUAAAAUAAA
Molecule: messenger RNA, 2670 nt
Organism: Morone saxatilis (striped sea-bass)
Lineage: Eukaryota; Metazoa; Chordata; Actinopteri; Moronidae
Gene: il10ra
Product: interleukin 10 receptor, alpha
Exons: 7
Coding region: 232-1935 (567 amino acids)
Molecular function (GO): protein binding
Source: RefSeq, a predicted model, not a curated record